AUGUCCAUCACAAACAUAUCUCAAGCUUCAGCUUCACCUUCAGCUUCAGCUUCACCUUCAGCUUCAGCUUCUCCCACCUCCACCACAAAACCCACCUCCAAGAACCGUGAUUCAACAUUCCACGGCGUACGAAAACGAACCUGGGGACGCUAUGUUUCAGAAAUACGACUCCCGGGUCAGAAAACUCGAAUAUGGCUUGGUUCUUUCCAGACAGCUGAAAUGGCGGCGCGUGCUUAUGACUCCGCGGCUUUCUUCUUAAGAGGUACCUCGGCUAGCCUUAAUUUCCCCGAAGAGGCUGUGUUUUUACCUCGUCCUGAUUCUUCUUCUAGGAAAGAUAUUCAGUCGGCGGCGGCUAAAGCGGCUCAUCAACGAAGCCGCCGCCAACAACAACAACAAUCUUCUUCUUCUUGUUCCAUCGAAACAAAAAACGAAAAUGAAAAUAUUAUUAUUAAUAAUGAAAAUAAUAAUAAUAUUAUUAAUAAUAAUAAUAGUAGUAAUAAUAGUGUCGAUGAAUUUUCUAUUGAGAUGAUGGAGUUUUGGAAUCAAGAAGAAUGUGCUUCGACGACGUCGUUUUGGGAUAUGAAAGAUGCUCCUUUAAUGAGUCCAACAAGGGUGGGGUCCAUUUAUGGAGAUAUGAUGACAUGGAAUGAAGUGUUUGAUUUCAAUGAUGACAUUUUAGCCAUGGCGCAUCCAUAA
Vicia faba (fava bean) is the source of this 696-nucleotide messenger RNA. NCBI's taxonomy places the organism in Eukaryota, Viridiplantae, Streptophyta, Magnoliopsida, Fabales, Fabaceae. The record is from the annotation of a GenBank genome assembly.